AAUAACUUGUUGGCGGCCACUAAAAUGGCAGAUAGAUUAACCAGGGUGAUCAAUUUGGCUUCGAAGGUCUCUGCCUUCGUUAUUCAGGAAACUUCACCAAGAUUAAUUAAGUUUCGAGAAUAUGCAAGGGUGGAACUAAGGCCACCAACACAAGCGGAUCUCAAGCCAGCAGUCGAACAAGCAACAAAACUGAUUUGUGCAUUCAAAAGUGGUGCUUGGAAAAAUGUUUCCGUUAAGGUAUAUAUUGAUGCACUCUUAUUUAUUUUCAGGAAGGGCUUGUUAAUGCUGUAGUGACAGCGGAAGUACUCUGUUGGUUUUUCAUGGGGGAAAUGAUUGGACGAAGAAGCUUUCUAGGAUAUAGUCGGGUUCCAUAUGCCUAUAUAAAGCACCACUAGUCUGCUUUAUGCAUGGGGAGCACAUCUUUUUAUAGAACUAUUUAGAAAUUACAGCUCACGAAAUAAACAAAGAUGUUUUAUCUCAGUAGUUCUGUAAAGUACUUCCAAGUAAACCAUGGAUUACUUAUUCUUGUAUACCUAUUCUCUGUCUCCUCAAACUGCGUCAUCCGGCUAAAAGUAUUGCUAAUAACAACCAUACUAGAAAAAAAGCUGCCAAAUGUUUUGCUUAAUUUCCAUGUAUGUAUCGCACCAAUCAAAUUACCGUUAAGGUAUUUUAUGUGACUCCAGUGGUGUGGUGCAGAUUCCAACUUUAUUUCAGUCUCUGUCAGUGUAUAGGUCUUGUCUUAAAUAGUUUGAGGAGAUCCAUAUCGAUUAUCUUUGUUAGGCCUAAUAUUUUAUCUUCGAUAUGAAAACCGGACCAAGCUGAAGAAUGAGCCGUAAUUUAUUUUGAAUGUUCCCAGUCAACAGCAGCAAAUUCGUUUGUUCGUAAAGAACGUUUAUUAUAUAAUGUGCCUUUAAAAAUGCUUACUACUGACGUUAAAAGUCCAAGUGGUUUUGUAAAGGUUCCACAUUAACCGUUGUCCAAGCCCGAAGUUUUAACCUAGAUGGUUAGUGCCAAAUGCAUUCCUACUUGCUUAGGAUGUGUUGUUAUAAUGGUGGUAUUUGUUAUUACAUCGGCUUUUGAAUUCGGAUCAGGAAAUCAAUAAGACUCACAUCCCACAGAAUAUUUGGUAGUGGUUCCUUGUACAGUAGGAUUGUUUGAAACUCCUGCCUAAUAUUCGAGCGAUUCCCAGGUGUGUUUCGAAAACCAAAUGUGGAGAUGAUACUUACUAGCUUCCUAAACACAAUUAGUGAUUGACAAUGUGCCACUGAUGCGUCACUCUGUAUUUCAUUUUUUUUCAUAUUAGUAGCGUUGUUCACAUGUUUCUGCUCCUUGAAGAAAAGCUUGCUUUUCCUUCGUAGGGACUUUUACAUUUUGUUGCCGUUGUACGUAAAAAUACAUUCAAGUCUUUGAUGCGCAAUGACUUGGAAAUAUACUAUAUUCAAAUGGAACCGACUACUGGAGAUUUUUUUGUUGCCUAUCAGUAUAAACGGUUGAGUUACGUGUUGCGAGUCAGUUUGGUUUGGUGACCAUCAUGCACACUGAAAAUUUUUGGUCCUCAGAAUGUAAAACUACAGUACCAAAUCGUGGAGUUUCUAAAUAGUAAGUACUCGAAGCUAGUGGAAUUCUGGCAAUGUGAAUCAAUGGUUACUUUCUGAUUUGCGCCGACUUUCCCUUUUACCACAUAUGAGGUAUAACAGCUUGGCAGUGUGACAAAAAUUACAUGUAUCAUCCGAGUUAACUUACUGAAUAAAUGAUAAAAUCAGAUGACUGUGAAUAGAUGUCACGAGGAAUUAGAUUUGUAAAUUUUCUUGACUCUACAAACAGAUUACAAACAAGCAUUGGAUUUUGUGGACAAUGUAGAAUUUUAAUUGUUUAAAUUACGAACUGAUCGUAGAUCACCAUUGAAAGCCCUGAACGGCCGUUCCAUCCUAGUUUGGGACCACUGAUUCUACGUUCAGCAGUGGUAAUGUCUAACUCGAAUCGACUCUACAAUCUCCACAAAUUCUUAUACUUAAAAUGAUCAUGUACUUACCAGUGAAUAGUUUCAAGUUGCAAAUCCUUGAGUCCUAUUGACAGGCCGUGAUCAGUGUGAGUUAUCCACAUCAGGCGAUGGAAAGGGUUUGACAGUAUAGUGGAUCGGUUGAAGCUGGACAUCGUUCGAUGGAGGCACAGUGAUAUAGGAAUUAAGUGUUUGUGUGCUAAGUGCUGGGUUCGAUUCCCGCGUACGGGACGUGGGUGCGCGCUGUUGCGGAGUACCAUGCUAUGACGGAGCUGCCGUCCAGUGCUUCCAAGUUUUCAGUGGUGGUCUAGUUAAGAUCAUUUCGUUAUUUGAACUGUGGCAAACUUCACUAGUUGUUGACCUGACAAAACUAGUUCCUUAAGCAGUCCCUGAUAUCUAUCCACUUCUGCUGCUUGCUUUCUUUGUCUAAUAUAGCUGAACCAGUGAAAAUCGCACUCGACCUACUCCUAAGUUGUUAUCAUGCUUGGAGUCUUGUGUCAUGAGUUCUUGAGAAUGCAUUGGUUCGAAAACCGUUCAAAUUCAAUCUAACGUUGGGUAAUGGGUUCUAGGACUUUCGAACACGGUAUUAGGCGAAGAAUACAGAAAGCUCAUAUCUAGGUCUGAUUAUUUAAAGUACAGGCCAUAUAUUGUGAAACCAUAAACUGGAAAAAAGUGUGUAUGUUAGAUGUAAUGUAUGUCUAAUGACCUGAAGUUUAAAAAGGAUGUGCGUGGCGCAUCCGCUGUAUAAUUUACGGUGAGCACGUAGUUGUAAAAAAUAUAUUCAGGUACUAGACCUAAGCACAGACAUAUUUGGCAAAAAAACAUUUUGUGCUGCUCUACUUUAUCGUGAAAUUAAGAUCUGUUUCACACAGGCUAGAGAAAUAAUACUUCCAGAAAUUCUUCGACACUUAAUUACAUGUAGCUUUUUAGAACAGGAAGUUUAGAAAAAUCCAUUCCUCCGAAACUUACAGGAACUUCAGGUUGAGAACAUCUGCAGUUUAGAAGGGUCUAAAGUCACACAGUUGAAAUGUGUAGUUUCGAAAACAACACUAUGAUGAUUCGUUAACAUGGAUCUAUAUUUUCGCCAUACGAACUUCAAUUAGUGAAGCCCAUCCUUUUCCGGGAGAUAGGACGACUUUUUCACGGUCUGAUCUUCCAUCACAAGUUUGAUCUCACCAGCUGUGUAAAUUCAGAUGAUGAACUUAGUAAUUCAGAUUGGGAAGUUAAACUCGCAAGUGCGAUUGACUAUUUUGGUAUGAUCAUUAGUUAAGACCUAAAAAGUGAUAUAUACAGUGGCAAUAAUAUGGAAUAUGUUGCGUAAUCGUGUAAACAGGAUAAAACCUGAAGUAUGCUGAAUGAAGCAACGGCUUUUUCUCCAAUGCAAUCACAGAUAACUGGUUAUGCCAGAGAAGCGGACUGUCACUUUACAUGAUAAGCAACAGAAAAAACGCCACUGGUCAUAUUAAAGGCGGUGAAAUUAUAGCUUAUUUGAAACCCAAGCAUAACACUUACUCGUAACUCCGAUUUACGUCAGAGAUAUUAGGGAAUAUUUAUAAGUAACAUGAACGCAUGUUCGUAGUUCUUCAUUCAUAGUUUCGUUAUGUUAAAAUGUUUGUGUUAUGUCCCGAUAAGAAUAAAGAAUGGCAACUUCUGGGAUCCAUUUAUGGACAAAUAAUAUGUACAUAUUUUUAUCGUAUAAUUGUUAAGUGACUAAACUGUUCAUAUUCAUGUCCCUCUUAUUACAAACUUUAUUUCGAUCUAUGAACUAUUAUUAUACGAUCUACCAUUCUUGAAUUAUGCCCUGUGUAUUAAUUACUACCUUCCCUAUUCACAGCCACAUUUGGCUAAUUCUUGUACUAAUGUUAUUUCCUAUUUUAUGCUACGUUGUGGUCUGUCUGGUUGGUAUGUAAACCCAGCAUGCUUGAAAUAAGUGAUUCAUAUUGCAGAGGCUGAGAUUGGUGUUCUGGAUUCAACUGGCUGGGCUAGGCAGAAAGCAGGACCAAUAAGGACUCUAGACUGGCCGUACGGGUUUUAUGCGUCACUGGUCCGGUCGAUAAUUCACUGCUCUCUAAUUGGCGUUAUCAUUACGUUAUGCAAUAAACAGGGCACACGGGUAAAAAGUUAUGACGAUUUUUUAUGCGAGAAGCACUUUACCCCAAAGGUUCGUUCUUGUACAGAAAAACACGGGUAUUUAUAGAUAUUAGCAUUUGUUAAAUCAACAUUAUAUUUUGGCCAAUCCGCUAGGAGACAUAUUGUGCUACUGACUAAUAGUAGCAUGCCACGUCGAUAUUCUAGAAGGCUCCAUUAUGUUCUGAUUGGCUGGAACUCUUCGGUUCCUUUAGGGCCUCUGGAGGCUUCGUUGUAGUUCUCGGGGACCGACGACGUCAGAAUGUCAAGUCCCCAUAGAUAUACUUGUUGAGCUAUCAACCAACAGUUAGGAAGUUAACCAGACGUAUUCGAUUUCUACAAAUGAUUAGUCAAUCACCUUUCCAACUACUCAGUCAUUCGACAUUAUUUCCGUAAUCAUCUGUGAAAUUAUAAUUACACCACUACUCCAUUAAUUAUCAUUACUGUAAUUAUACAUAUUAAAAUCCAGAACUAUGAAGAAAAACUAGUUGGAAAGAAAUGCUUCUUUGCUCUAUUCAUAUUUUACUGUGUAUUCGAAUUAGAAUUUCUACUGUUCUAACGAUUAUCUUUAAAUCCAUCCACAGUAACUUUGGCACACUGAGAGUUAGGCUAAGCUACUAACUACGCUUUACUUAAGUUUUUUUAGAUAAAUUGGAUUGUGUGUGAAUUGCGUAGAGAAAUUAGCCUGCUCAACUUCGUUUAACAAACAUUGAUACACCAUAAUCCAUUACACUUUGAAACAAGUACUUGCAGAUAGUCUCUGAAAAUAACGUCAAAAUCAUGUCUAUAUUUAGUAUUUACAAGAAACAAGGCUGUUAGAAGAAACGGUACACCUAAAAAGUUAACGAGAUAAGUCAUUCAUCAUAAAAGCUUCCACAUCAUAUGGCUCGGCAGUUAUUUGUCUUCCAGCGAAGUAGCGCUUAUUUAAUGCAUUUGCAGCAUUGUGUACUGAACACGGGUCAGAAAAUACAACAAAAAUAUUGACGAAUUCUUCAUUUGUCUCAUGAGCACUGUCUUGGUGAAUUAACACUUUUUCAACCGAUCCAUAUUUAGAACACUCUCCGGCCACUUCUCCUUCCAGUUCGUCAUCACAAUCUUCUGGACCGACCAUAUUACGU
This is a messenger RNA of Schistosoma bovis, 5244 nucleotides long. The record is from the annotation of a GenBank genome assembly. Lineage: Eukaryota; Metazoa; Platyhelminthes; Trematoda; Strigeidida; Schistosomatidae.